This is a messenger RNA of Drosophila arizonae, 3100 nucleotides long. RefSeq lists its product as uncharacterized. NCBI's taxonomy places the organism in Eukaryota, Metazoa, Arthropoda, Insecta, Diptera, Drosophilidae. Gene Ontology annotation, molecular function: RNA polymerase II cis-regulatory region sequence-specific DNA binding; DNA-binding transcription factor activity, RNA polymerase II-specific. Gene Ontology annotation, biological process: regulation of DNA-templated transcription. The record is from RefSeq and is a predicted model, not a curated record.
UUCGACAAGUGCAGAGUGAAACAAGUUGUUGUACGCUGAAACACAGCGAACAACGAAAAAAAAAUUCAUUUUUUCUUGUUCAAUUUUCAAGCAACUGUGAGCUUCAACAAAUCAACAAAAAAACUUUGAUUAAUGCACGGAAACGGAAACGGGAACGGAACGGAAACGCAACAACGAAAGCAAUAACUUAAGUGAUUCUUUCAAGCAUACUACGCGUAUUGAAUAAAAGUGAUAUAUAUAUACAUACACACUCAUAUAUAAAAAAUAUAUAUAGAGAGAAGAAGAACAAGAACUGCAAAUGUUAUAAGAUAACGCUGCUGGGGAGUCUGCUUGGCAGUGGUGGAGGAGAGAGCCAAAUCAAGAUCAAGGAUGCACGUUAACAAUGCUAAGCCAAAAGCAAUAGCAGCACCAGCAGCAGAAGCAGAAGCAGCAACAUCAACAGCAGAAGUAGAAGUAGAAGUAGAGGUAGAGGUAGAAGUAGAACCGAUUUCCGGUACGGAAGUAGCGCUACUCUCAAGGCAGCUCAUGUCAAAGUCGAAGUCAAAGUUGGAGUCAAAGUGAAGCAUUUUACUGCACUGACUACACUGGAGUCGAUGUGAAAGAAGGUUGUGCUAUAUCUAAAAUAGUAAAUAAAUAAUAAAUAAGUUAAAAAAAAAAAAAAACAACAAAAAAAACAAAAAACAAAUAAGCAAAAACAAAAUAAGAAAAGCCGUAACACAAACAUACAAAGUAUAGCCCAAAGGGUUUUUAAGUAGUUUAUAAAAAAUUUCGAUCGAACUGGCAAGUGGCAGCUAGUGAACAGAGCGACGUAGACACAAUGUCUGUGGACUUUAUACUGCCCAAUCGCAACAAGAUACAAACGAUUGCCUAUGCGAGCAAGAAAUGUGCACCGGCCAGCGAUUUACAGAGCUGGCGACGUCCCAAGUCCAAACCCAAGCCCAAGCCCAGAGCAACCAACAACCAACACCAACAGCAGCAACAGCAACAGCAACAGCAGCAGCUACGUAAACUGAGGCCGACGGCCAAUACCAAUUGGAAUGAGGAUAAGUUCUCCGUGCUGCGCAAUGCCAAUAAGAAUAAUAACAAUGGCCAAGGCAAGAUGACCCUUAAGUCUGGCAACAAGGAUAAGGAGAAGGCUAAGGAUAGGGAGAGCAAGCGUAAAGCAGCACUCAAGCGUGAAAUAAUCGAGCUGGACGAUGAUGAUGAUGACGAURCCAUGGAGGACGAGGAGGAGGUGGCCCAGUCCGACGAGCAACAAUUGGAAUGGGCGGCGGCACAGUCGCUGGUGCAAAUGAACUCCAAGCAGGAAAAGCAGCGCCAUCUAGUAUCAUCAGCGGGCGCUACUAUAACAGCAAUAGGAGAAGUGAUCUCCAAGCCGGACAAGCAACGCCAUCCAACAGCAGCAGCAGCAACAGGAGCCAUAACAGCAACAGGAGCAACAACUGAAAAUGGAGUUGGAGCUGGAGCUGGAGCAGCAGUAGCAGCAGCAGCAGCUGGAGGAACAAACACAACCAAAACAGUAUCCGCAGUAUCUAUGCGCCGUCCAGUGGCCUUUGGUCGCGCCCCAGCCGAGGAUGGCAAAGUGAUUUUCUAUGCGCCGCCAGCGAAUGCCAACGGAGCGCAGCGACAGCCGCUGCCGAUUACCAUAAAGCGUGAGCGCGAGAGGGAACGAGAGAGGGAGCGGGAGCGUGAGCGUGAACGCGAGCGUGAACGGGAGCGUGAGCAACAAGUGGCUGCGGCUAUCUACCGAGGCCGCAGCCUGGAGGAAACGGAGGCGGCGCAUGAUUUGCUCUCGCUAUCCCAGAGUUUGCCUCCCUUGAUACCGCCCUGUGUGGUGACCAUAAUGAAGCAGGAGACUGUGCCCAAGCAGCCGGACAACCUAAAUGUCAUGCAGGAGAUAUCAAACGCGCCAUCGCCUUACCAAAGCAGCAACAGUAGCAGCAGCAGCAGCAACAGCAGCAGCAACAACUCCAAUGUUGCUGCCAGCAACAGCAACAGCUCAAAUAUUCGCUUUAUUGGCAGCAGUUCGUAUGAUUUGCUGCACAGCGCAACGGAAACAUCGAACAAUUGUUCGCCGCUAACACCGCCCAAUUCUGAUCACAGCUCAGAUGUGGACAUUGACAUGUCCUCCUCCUCCGAAUCCGGCCACUGGAACAAGCAACAGCAACAGCAUCAGCAGCAACAACAGCCACAGCCGCAACAGCAGCAGCAGCAGCAACAACAACAGCCGCAGCCACAACAGCGUGCCUCUGCCUUGAAGAUGUGUCUCAAUAUGCUCGAUGGACGCACCAAAGCCAGCAAAGCCAGCAAGGAUAAAAAGCAGCCACAGCGUCCAAAGACCAGCAGCAACAGCAGCAGCAGCGGUGGCAACAACAACAACAGCAAUAGCAGCUCGACUGCUGCCGGCAAUGGCGAAUCGGUGGCAAGCGGUGAGAAUUAUGCGAAGCGCAAGCGCGGCUGCUACAAGUGCUCCGAGUGUGGCAAGCAGUACGCCACCUCCAGCAAUCUGUCGCGCCACAAGCAGACGCAUCGCUCCCUCGACUCCCAGUCAGCCAAGAAGUGCAACACCUGCGGCAAGGCCUACGUCUCGAUGCCCGCCCUGGCCAUGCACUUGCUAACGCACAAACUGUCGCAUAGCUGCGACAUCUGCGGCAAGCUGUUCUCGCGUCCCUGGCUGCUGCAAGGCCACCUGCGCUCCCACACAGGUGAGAAGCCGUACGUGUGCGUGCAGUGCGGCAAAGCCUUCGCGGAUCGCUCCAAUUUGAGGGCGCACAUGCAGACGCAUUCGGGCGAUAAGAACUUCAAGUGCCUGCGCUGCAACAAAACCUUUGCGCUCAAAUCGUAUCUGAACAAGCAUCUGGAGUCGGCCUGUCUGCGAGAAAAUAGCGACAUAUCGCUCGACAAGAGCGUGGAUGACAUUGAUCUGGAUGAGGAUGAGGAGGAGAUGAAGCAUAUCGAGGCCGAUGAGCUGGAGAGCGAUGAGAACAGUCAAGAUAUUGUGGUAGCCUAAGUAAAACUAACAUUCUAACAAACUUCAAAAUACUUUAUAACAAUGAAAGAUAAAAGCAAACCCUAUAAGCAAUACUCGAGCACCCUUAUC